This is a messenger RNA of Fusarium oxysporum Fo47, 2805 nucleotides long. RefSeq lists its product as uncharacterized. The coding region runs from base 1 to 2805 and encodes 934 amino acids. NCBI's taxonomy places the organism in Eukaryota, Fungi, Ascomycota, Sordariomycetes, Hypocreales, Nectriaceae. The transcript is spliced from 2 exons. The record is from RefSeq and is a predicted model, not a curated record.
AUGGAUAUCUUUAACAAAGCUAUUCGCCGCCGCCGCCAUCGGUCUGGCUAUGAUGUCGACCUAUUGAGUGCUGCCUUCGGCCUCCCAUUUCUGCAUGUUAAUGGGCCUGGGAACAACAGCGCUCGCCGUGUAGCACUCGACUACGUAUCUGAAUCUGAACCUGAUUCCGAAUGUGGCGAUGGCAGUGAAGACGGCUCCGAGGGUGCGUUUUCUUCGUCUUCUGAGGAUGAUCGAGGGCGUCAACAACGUGGCUAUGAUACACCCGAAAGAGUCUCUACGUCCCGUCCACUUCCUCAUUCGUCUCCUCAUCCUUCCAAAAGAUCCCCCAAGAGAAAGAAACACCACCGUCGACAGCUCGCCAAGUCAUCACCUCGCUCAAGUCCUCGGAAAUCGUCUCGUCGACAGGGUUCUCGCUCGAGUUCUCGAAGAUCGACCGUCGAGAUCAUGAAUAGUCAGCAACAGCCUGUUUCUCAUGUACGGCCUUCUGCGACAUUUCCCCCUCAAUUUCCUAUUCCUUUGUCGAAGCAACAUUGUAAUAUUGUACAAUCUUCAUCAUUUCCUAUUCCUUCUUUGAGCCAGCCUCUCAGAGUCCCAGUGUGUCAACCUUUCCCUCAGCAACCAGUGUGCUAUCAUCACCAGAUCAACUACGUUCCGCACCGUACAUCUACCUUGAUGCAAGCUCAUCCAGCUCAGUAUAUUGCGCCUGUUACCCAACCUGUCGCAGCACGAACUCCUGCAUCUGAUCAGGCACCAACAGUCUCCAUGCCUCCAGCGGCAUUCAAAAACACCUUGAAUUCAGCAGGGGAAAGGGGUGACCGCCACAAAAAGUCUGGCAAUCAGGGAGACGCCAAGCUUUCCGGCCCGUUGACAAACGAAGUGCAACGCCUACAGAAACAUAUUGAAGCCAAGAUGGCUGACUUGGCCGAGGAGCCCAACAGCAGAAUCUUGCGUCGCGACCUCCGCCGCCUUCAAGACAGACUUAAUUUUGCCCUGAAUAAGGCUAUCACAGCAAGCAAAAAGCCUCACGCAAGACAAGUAUCAAACUCCACUUUCAGCGGCUUCUCUCAACCAGCCCAUGAUAAAAAGACUGCACAAGAAAAAGACUUUCAGCAGAGCCGGAAGCGAGAGCAAUGUGGCCAACGAGAUGUGAGUCCUCAGCGCAUCGAACGCCAUCACAUUUGCACAGAGUGUGGAAACAUGCGUUCAGCGCUCUACCACAAGAAGUUUCCUGUUGGCCCAGGACCAUCCACUAAGAUCAAUCUCUGCGAGAGCUGCCGAGAGAUGGAAUACAAACGAGGUGUCGUUCGCCAAUACCACUUCUGUUUCAAUUGUGGAAGCGCGAGGUCCAAGACAUUUCAUGCCCAGCACCCAGUCUUUCCAGGAGAGCCAAUCUUCACAAACUAUUGCGAUGCCUGUGUCCUGGAGUUCCACUACAAUGGAAGUCUGCCAGAAGACUCUGUGAUUGGACUGGCCCCCAGACUGAAGGACCACAUAGCCAGGCGAGCUGCCACUCAAAGGGAAGAUGACAUGGAUUCUCUGACUGUCAAUCGCCAUCGCAAUCGUAAUAAAGGAGAACCAAAAGCAUCCCUUGACCAGGACGAGGCCAUCGAGUACAAGAAACAGGCUCCUACGAUUGGGAAGGUCCGCGGAAGGCGUCCUGAACCACGAGAGCCCAGAGACACUGUCGUUUCCCCAGAGACCACCGUCGUUUCACCAGAGUCUUCUUACUGUCCCUCGAGAAAUACGGGGUCUUCCAACCGCCGAGCAGAGCGGAAGUCAUUGGGAGAUACGAACACUGAUCCUCCUCCUCCUCCUCCUCCUCCUCCUCCUCCUCCUCCUCCUCCUCCUCAUAAGCAGAGCGAAAAGCGUCCUCGGAAUUACCAGGCACCAUAUGUUGAAGACUCGGUUUCGACGGCUCACUCCAAAGGAGACACUCACAUUGAUAGCCAUGAAGGUGAAAUGACUGGUCAGAAGUUCGUAAACAAGGUUUACGAGCCAUGGAAAACUCUUCCGCGUGACUUUGUUCUCAAGUCCGCAAUGGCCAGUGAUCGGUCAUCUUCGGACGGCUCCGGAAAAGCCCAAGAUGCAACAGAAAAGGGACCGCAUCGACCGCGCGAGAAGUCUCUUGACUCUGAACGGUCUGACCCAAGCUCCUCCAAGUCUUCCGGUAGUAAGACUGUGAGAUUCAAGAAGUCUAUUGAUGUUCGAACUCCCUUGGCCCACGAGGGCGGUACUGAGUUCUCGGAGCCUGAGUCUCCCAUCAGAAUGAGGCUCCCAGGAUCCCCUCUCAUCUCACGCAAGAAGCCAUCGUAUUACAACAGCUAUUCGCCUGAAAGAAAGGCCACAGACAAGAACCUCCAUCCUCACUAUGGCCAAUCUUCAAGGAAUAGUUCGGUACCCAACCGCGAGAACUUGCGUACACCAGACGACUUUCGGCCCGGAGCACCUUCGAAGGGCUACUCUCAGGGUGCUUUCAGCAAAGAUUUUGAUAACGGUGGAGACUGGGAUUCCUUCCGAAGUCCUGCGUACUCCUACGUAGAGCAGUAUACAGAUGACGGCCCCUUGCAUGAACGCCAUGAGACAGACGACGGAUUCCAGGCGCCAAUCCCCAAGUUUCAUGACUACAGCUACCAUGAUCAGUAUAUGGAGUCCACUGCAUCUCUCCCAUCCCGUAUGUCUUCAGGAAGCGUGUUUUCAUCCUUCUUCAAGAAGAAGAAGAACAAGUCAUCUUCCGUUCCCCCAGGCGAUCGAGCAGGCUCAUACCCUCCAAGUCACAACUUUAACGAGACUGCCAGAGACAAUUAG